This is a messenger RNA of Notolabrus celidotus (New Zealand spotty), 596 nucleotides long. RefSeq names its product enhancer of rudimentary homolog. The transcript has 4 exons. Bases 143 to 457 code for a protein of 104 amino acids. NCBI's taxonomy places the organism in Eukaryota, Metazoa, Chordata, Actinopteri, Labriformes, Labridae. The record is from RefSeq and is a predicted model, not a curated record.
ACACCAAACAGGAAGAAGAAGAACUGUUCUUUUUUCCAUCUCACAGAUAACACAAACUGCACGGGGCUGCAAGCACUCAUAAUCGACAUUUUCUGCCUUUUUCCUUCCCAAUUAAUAGGAGGGAUCUGUGGUCAGCUCAAACAUGUCGCACACAAUUUUACUUGUCCAACCAACCAAGAGACCUGAGGGCCGAACAUAUGCUGACUACGAGUCAGUGAACGAAUGUAUGGAAGGUGUUUGCAAAAUGUACGAGGAGCAUCUUAAGAGGAUGAAUCCAAACAGUCCUUCGAUCACCUAUGACAUCAGUCAGUUAUUUGACUUUAUUGAUGACCUGGCAGAUCUAAGUUGUCUUGUAUACAGAGCUGACACACAGACGUACCAACCAUAUAACAAAGACUGGAUCAAGGAGAAGAUAUAUGUCCUGUUGCGGCGUCAAGCUCAGCAGGCAUCAAAGUAAAGGAGGCAUCAUUGAGGAGUUAUUCCGCCACACACUAAGAAGUUCGAGGUGCAUGACAUUUCCACAACAUCUUGAAGAUCUGUGCACGAGGACAUGUCCGUUUGACAAAGGAAGGGUUCAUAUUCAUUGUACUUUGGGA